Molecule: messenger RNA, 1434 nt
Organism: Leptosia nina
Lineage: Eukaryota; Metazoa; Arthropoda; Insecta; Lepidoptera; Pieridae
Source: the annotation of a GenBank genome assembly
AUGUUAUACCUUUUUGAUUUUUACGUCUCGUUACUCGGAACCGCGGUCGAACGUGAUUUUCGACCCGGCCUAUCAUUGCCUCUUGGCUCUCGACUACCGCCGACCGGGAGCAACACCGGUACAUCUGGGCGGGCUCCCGAAAUAGCCCCACGCGGGGGGCACGAACCAGUAGAGCGGCGACGGUGGCGCCGUGAGCACGUGAUGGCGUCCGUCGCCGCAUGGCUGCCGUUCGCGCGCGCAGCGGCCAUCGGAUGGGUCCCUAUAGCUACGCACCCCCUGCCUCCCCCACCUGUACCCAAAGACAGACGCCGCGCUGAGGACGAAAAACUCCUCAUCAAUGUGUCAGGUCGACGCUUCGAAACCUGGAGGAACACCCUCGAAAAAUAUCCUGACUCGCUCCUCGGCUCGACGGAGCGCGAGUUCUUCUACGAUGAGGACAGCCGAGAGUACUUCUUUGAUAGAGACCCAGAUAUUUUCAGGCACAUACUCAAUUAUUAUAGAACGGGGAAACUUCAUUAUCCAAAACACGAAUGCUUAACCGGGUACGAUGAGGAGUUAGCGUUUUUUGGUAUUUUACCAGAUGUCAUUGGGGACUGUUGCUAUGAAGAUUAUAGGGAUAGGAAGCGGGAGAAUGCUGAACGUCUCAUGGACGAUAAGCUCAGUGAAGCCGGUGACCAGAGUCUACCGCAGCUUACUGAUUUACGGCAGAAGAUGUGGCGGGCAUUCGAGAACCCGCACACAUCCACAGCUGCAUUAGUAUUUUACUAUGUAACCGGAUUUUUCAUUGCCGUCUCUGUGAUGGCUAACGUGGUGGAAACGGUGCCCUGCGGCCACCGUCCUGGACGAGCCGGAACCUUACCUUGCGGAGAGAGAUAUAAGAUAGUCUUCUUCUGUUUAGACACCGCCUGCGUCAUGAUUUUUACGGCAGAAUAUCUGCUCAGGCUGUUCGCAGCGCCAGAUAGAUGCAAAUUUGUGAGAUCGGUGAUGUCUAUCAUAGACGUGGUGGCGAUCUUGCCCUAUUACAUUGGAUUGGGCAUAACUGACAACGACGAUGUGUCAGGGGCCUUCGUGACCCUGAGAGUGUUUAGAGUGUUCCGUAUCUUCAAAUUUUCGAGGCAUUCACAAGGGCUGCGUAUUCUCGGUUAUACGUUGAAGUCUUGCGCCAGUGAGCUGGGUUUCCUGGUCUUCUCUUUGGCGAUGGCGAUCAUUAUAUUUGCUACUGUUAUGUUCUACGCUGAGAAGAACGAACAGGAUACCAACUUCACGUCCAUUCCUGCCGCCUUCUGGUACACCAUAGUCACAAUGACGACUCUUGGAGAAUACGAUAAAUAUGAAAGGGUAAAGGGUUGCAAUUCAGAACUGCCACCUGUCGCCACGUUUAAAUAUGAAAGUGUCAUGGCGGCCAGGGGCCAAGGAUUUCCCUCCAUAAAUUGA